AUGUUGAAGGAAAAAAUCAGCUGUUCCUGUGCAGUAAGUCUUACCAUUGAUGGUUGGACCAGUCGCGCCACAGUAAGCUACACAACAAUAACUUUGCACGUCAUUGACAAGAAUUUUCAACUGGAUUCAUAUUUCCUACAAACUCGUCCAUUGACAAUAAUUCACACUGCUGAAAAUCUGUCAAAUGAAUUGGAAUUGGCACUUGAUGAGUGGAAAUUGAGAAAAUUUGUCAACUUAGCAAUUGCAACUGACAAUGCUGCGAAUAUCGUCAACGCAGUUAAACUCACAGGCUUGAAACAUAUAAGGUGUCUAGCCCAUGUGUUAAACGUGUGUGUCAACAAAGGCCUUAAAUGCGAGAAUGUAACAGGACAGUUGAAAAAAGUUCGUAGAAUAGUAGCAUUUUUCCACCGGAGCAGUACAGCUGCAGCACGUCUUGAGUCAGCAGCUAAAGCAUUGUGCAUAAAAUCCCACAAACUCCUCCAAGAUGUGGAAACAAGGUGGAAUUCUAUUUUUGACAUGCUUGAAAGAUAUACAGAGCAAAAUGAUGCUGUGGAAGCCACAUUGAAGAGCAAAGAUCUGAAGUUCAAAGACGUUGAAAGUAUUCCUACGACUGAGGAGGGAAAACUGAUUGAUGAGCUUGUGCAUCUUCUGGGUCCAUUCAAGACAGCUACAGAAGAACUGAGCACAUCAACACAUCCAAUUAUCUCCCUCGUGUACAACGUUAAGAAGCUGCUUCUUCACCAACUUCACCCCACAGCCCAAGAUAGCCAUGCCAUUGCUGAGAUGAAGAAUGCCAUGCGCGCAGACCUUGAACCAAGGUAUGCUGAUUCGGAACCCUUCUUGAUCGAGUGUACCAUGCUGGAUCCAAGGCUCAAGACGACCACUUUCCCAUCAGAGAUUGAGAAGGAGGAGGCGUUGAAGGUCAUCAAAGAACAAAUGACCUCAAUUAUCAAUGAUGAUGCAAGGAAUGUACCACCUUCAAAAAAUGAUAUAAUUGUUGCAGAAGUCAAAAGCUACAUGUCCGAACCCAUCCUGGAGUAUAAGGAGGAUCCCCUAAAAUGGUGGAGAGAAAAGCAGAAGACAUAUCCCGUACUGGCACAGGUAGCAUCCAGGUAUCGUGUGAUGCAAGGAACCUCCGUGCCAAGUGAGAGGAUCUUCUCAACAGCAGGGGAUCUAGUCAGUGCGCACAGGAUCUGCAUAGACCAGGAAAAUGUGGACAUGUUAUUUUUUGUUAAAACCAACAUCAAAAUGAUCGAAUAA
Messenger RNA from Dreissena polymorpha, 1260 nucleotides. RefSeq names its product E3 SUMO-protein ligase ZBED1-like. Bases 1 to 1260 code for a protein of 419 amino acids. The record is from RefSeq and is a predicted model, not a curated record. Gene Ontology annotation, molecular function: protein dimerization activity. Lineage: Eukaryota; Metazoa; Mollusca; Bivalvia; Myida; Dreissenidae. The transcript has 5 exons.